Molecule: messenger RNA, 869 nt
Organism: Armigeres subalbatus
Lineage: Eukaryota; Metazoa; Arthropoda; Insecta; Diptera; Culicidae
Product: eclosion hormone-like
Exons: 2
Coding region: 76-366 (96 amino acids)
Biological process (GO): neuropeptide signaling pathway; ecdysis, chitin-based cuticle
Molecular function (GO): ecdysis-triggering hormone activity
Source: RefSeq, a predicted model, not a curated record
UCUGCACCAUCUAUACCAUCAGUUACCAUUUAUUCAAACCCGGUUUAUCCUUAGAGUUUCGAAAUUAGCACAAUAAUGAGUCCCAGAGCAAAUUGGUUGCUUGUUCUUGCGGUAGUCGUUUGCACCUUAGCUCUGGCUGACGUUGGAUAUUCUAAUCCCACCGUUGAUCUUUUUGGCGGUUACGAAAUCGUCUCGGUGUGUAUGACCAAUUGUGCCCAGUGCAAGCGCAUGUAUGGAACGUUUUUCGAUGGGCAGCUGUGUGCCGAAGCGUGCCUCGAAUUCAAGGGCAAGAUUAUUCCCGACUGCGAGGACAUCGGAUCGAUAGCGGGCUUCCUGAACCGGGCCGAAUUGAAAAAGUUCGUUUAGAUGUUAUUUUCUCUUUGUCUACAAUUAUGGAUUAUAGAUGCUUGUUGUUGUUAAUUUAUACCUACUAUAAGCACUUGUUUGUCGAUUGGAUAUACAUGUAUACUUAGAUAUUAAAUAAAAUAUUGUGCAGAAUAUAAAAAUAACCGAUGUGAUCAAUAGACGGUAAUAAUUAGAUUCCGCGCUGGUGCCAUUCGUAAUGCACCCAUUGGGUAAAUUUCGGGUUGAAAAUAUUCUCGAAUUCCCUAUGGACAUAAAAGUAUUUAUAAUAGCCUUAUCACCCUUAUGAUAUACAUAUGUAUGAAUAACUGUGAAAGUUAUGAAUGAACACUAAGCUGGGGGCAAUGUUUCAGUGAGGGAUGCAAUGCUAAUAAAAAAGUUGUAUGGGAAAUAUCUUACAAAGGGGGAGGGAAGGGGUUGAAAAACCCAGGAAAAUAAAGUGUACCGUCCCUUAGCUAAGACAUAUUUUUCCUUUCCCUUAUCCAACUGUAUGCGUUCUUACAAGU